UCCGCAUCGUCACUUCCGCUCACUGCCUGACCAACAUGGCGCUACUUCUAAGGACUUUGGGCCGACAGGGUGUCUGUCUCUCUAAACCUCACUACCAUGUCCUGUAUAGACAUGCUGCUCCAAUGGGAACCACAGCUAAAGAGGAGAUGAACAAGUUUUGGGCCAAAAACUCCAGAUUAAACAGACCCAUGUCUCCACACAUCACAAUUUACAAAUGGUCCAUUCCCAUGAUGAUGUCCAUCACACACAGAGGAACCGGAGUGGGACUCAGUGGAGGUAAAGCUUGUUUCCUCUAAGUGGUGCUUGGUUUUUACCA
Molecule: messenger RNA, 316 nt
Organism: Poecilia reticulata (guppy)
Lineage: Eukaryota; Metazoa; Chordata; Actinopteri; Cyprinodontiformes; Poeciliidae
Source: RefSeq, a predicted model, not a curated record